Messenger RNA from Stegastes partitus (bicolor damselfish), 1542 nucleotides. The record is from RefSeq and is a predicted model, not a curated record. Lineage: Eukaryota; Metazoa; Chordata; Actinopteri; Pomacentridae.
AUGUCCUCCAUCACCAAGCAGCUGUCUUCUAUCAGCUGUGCACGCAGAAAGGUGUCUUCCUCCACCACUGAGCUCAGACUAGUUUUGUUGGGGAAGACGGGAAGCGGAAAAAGCUCAACUGCCAACGCCAUCUUGGGCCGUAAAAUCUUUGAUUUGCAAGUCAGCAGCACCUCCGUCACCAAGCGAUGUCGCAGGGCUGAUGGAGAAUUUCGUGGGAGAAAACUGAUGCUCCUGGACACACCGGGGUUGCUGGACACUCAUCAGAUUCCACAGGAGGUGCAGAAGGAGUUGAGGAGGAGUGUUAGCCUUCUCUUCCCGGGGCCCCACGCUUUCCUGAUUGUGGUUCAGAUUGGGAGGUUCACCCAGGAGGAGAGGGAUGCGGUGCGGCAGAUCAAAGAGGCAAUGGGCUCCCACGCUUUGAGUUUCUCCACGGUGGUUUUUACUCAUGGAGACCGUCUCGAAGGAAGAACAUCCGUGAAGCAUUGUCUGAUGGAUGGAGACAGGGAUCUGGCUGAGCUGGUGGCCGGAUGUGGGGGCCGGUAUUGUGUCUUUAACAACCAGAGCUCCAAGAGCAAGCGGCAGGUGUCUGAGCUGCUUGCCUUGGUGGAUGGCAUGAUGCAAGCAAAUGAACAAAGUUGUUACACCAGCAAAUUGCUCCUGAAAGCAGAGGAGAAUCUGGCUCACCAGCUGCAGGAGGAGAGCAGGCUGCUGAAUGAGAAGGAGGAGAUGUUUAAAAAGAAGCAGGAGGCAGCUAUAAAAGACUGGUAUGAAAGAGAGGUAGAGAUGGUUCUUCAAAAAUGCAACAGAGAAAUGGAGAAGCUGAAGAAAAACCAAGAGCUUGAGAAUGAGAAGGUGGUGAAACUGGCAAGAGAAAUAAUGACACUGGCAGAGAUUCACAGGGAGGAGGAGGAGAAGAUGGAAGCUCUUCAGAAAAUGCUUGAGAAAGCUACUAAAAUGCUGGAGGAGCAGGUUGAGCAGGAGGAGGAAAAGAGAAGAUCAAUGGAGGAGAAGAUCCAAAAGGAAAAUGAAAAGAGAGCGAGAGAGAAGGAACUUCAGCAGAUACAGAAAGAGCAGGGCAUCAGGCAGAAGGAGGAAAUGAAGAGAGAUGCCUUGCAGAAAGAGUUGGAUAAAUUCAUCCAAAGACUGGUGGAGCAGUGCCUAAAGGGGGAGGAGAGGAAAAGGCAAAUGGAAGAAAUGCUCAAAUGUGAGAGGGAGGAAAACCAGAGAGAAAGGGAGAUGGAAAAUCGAAGAGUGGAGAAACAACAAACUGUGGCCCUCCAGGAGUUAAAUCUCAUCAAAAUGAAGAUUGAGAAACAAAAAGUGACUGAAGAAAGCCUCAAGAGACAGCUGGAGGACAACCUGCGAAGAGGAAGAGAAAAGUGCGGCGAGGAAAUGUCAGUGCUGAAAAAGCAGUGUGACAAGAAGUGUUCGGACACGAUUGCAAAGAAACCUGCAGAGAAACACAACACAAUGACAACUGGGACUGGAUAUGUGCAAGAGAUGGGACUGUUGGGGGUGAAUGUAGCUUUAGAGAGAAUGUAG